AUGGGAUUUAUUAAAUAUCUAAUUUCCUGUGGAUUAUUUUCCUUAUUACUUUUGAAAGAAGUUGUUUGUUGGUCAGAUGAAGGUCAUAUGCUAAUAAGUGCUAUAGCCUAUGAAGGACUUGAUGAUAGAGAAAAAAAAAUUUUAACACAAAUAUUUCAAAAUUACAAAGAAGAUAACGAUUUCAAUAAUCAUAUAUAUGCAGCUGUGUGGCCCGAUCAUAUUAAGUACUAUGAACACCCUGUAGACACUACUAAAAGAAUGGAUGGUAUAAGUAUAAUGGACAGAUGGCAUUAUAUUAAUGUACCAUAUAAUCCUACUAAUAUUGAUUUAGAUAUGUAUCAUAAAGAAUAUUAUAAAGAUACAGAUAAUUCAUUAACAAUAUCAAGAAAAAUAUUUCAAGAUUUAAAAUUAAUGGAAAAAAAAAACAAUUAUGGUAGUUAUUUUUCAUAUAACUUCCAAUUAAGAUAUUUUAUUCAUGUUUUUGGUGACAUGCAUCAACCUUUACAUACUGCCACUUUCUUUAACAAACAUUUCAUAAAAGGAGAUUUCGGUGGAACAGCUAUUAAUGUCAAUUAUAAUAACCGUACCGAGAAAUUACAUCACUUAUGUGAUUGCGUUUUUCAUGCCCGAGAUAAAAAAUGGCCAAGUGCUACUGUAGAAGAAGUAACAAACGAUGCCCGUACCUUAAUGAAUACAUACCCCCCUGAAUAUUUUGGAAAUAGAUUAAACAACGGAAUGGAUGAGUAUGAAUAUUUAGGUUAUAUAGUUGAGGAUAGUUAUGCUCAAGCUAUUGACCAUAUUUAUUAUGCUUUCCCAUUUGAAAGUUUAAAUAGACACACCGCAUACACUUUAACAAAUGCAUAUGUUAUCAAUUUAAAAAAAGUUUUAAAUGAACAAAUUGCUUUGGGAGGUUACAGAUUAACUAGAUAUUUAAAAACUAUAAUUGCAAACGUCCCUGACGAUCUUUUACAAACCGGUAAUAUUUAG
Messenger RNA from Plasmodium yoelii, 987 nucleotides. RefSeq names its product p1/s1 nuclease, putative. Bases 1 to 987 code for a protein of 328 amino acids. Gene Ontology annotation, molecular function: nucleic acid binding; endonuclease activity. The record is from RefSeq and is a predicted model, not a curated record. Gene Ontology annotation, biological process: DNA catabolic process. Lineage: Eukaryota; Apicomplexa; Aconoidasida; Haemosporida; Plasmodiidae. The transcript has a single exon.